Pestalotiopsis fici W106-1 is the source of this 270-nucleotide messenger RNA. RefSeq names its product Mitochondrial import inner membrane translocase subunit TIM9. The record is from RefSeq and is a predicted model, not a curated record. Bases 1 to 270 code for a protein of 89 amino acids. The transcript is spliced from 3 exons. Lineage: Eukaryota; Fungi; Ascomycota; Sordariomycetes; Amphisphaeriales; Sporocadaceae.
AUGGAUGGUAUGGGACUCACAGCCGCCGAGCAGCGCACGCUCGAGCAACGCCUCCAGAAGCGUCAGAUGAAGGACUUUAUGAACAUCUUUGGUAACCUCGUAGACCACUGCUUUGUAUCGUGCGUCGACGACUUCACCUCCAAAUCCCUGUCGAACCGCGAGACGGGCUGCAUCACGCGGUGCGUCCAGAAGCAGAUGGCCCAGUCCCAGCGCCUGAGCGAGCGCUUUGCCGAGCACAAUGCUCAGCUUGCCCAGCAGGGUGGCCGGUAA